AUGUACUCUCGCCUCUCCCAACUAGCAAGACACCUCUCUAGACCUCUACCCAACUACGCGCACCGCUCGGCCGCGGCCGUCAACGCCUCGGUUUCCUCAAUAAUGACAUCAUCACUCAAUGGCGAGGCCAGCGCGACAUCACAGAAGAGAAUGAUACAUACGGCGGGCUGUAUAAUUAUAGGCGAUGAGGUGCUCGGUGGAAAGACUGUCGACACCAACUCCGCAUAUUUCGCCAAAUUUUGUUUCUCCCUGGGCAUAAACUUAAAGAGGAUUGAAGUCAUAGCGGACGAUGAAGACGAGAUAGUAGAAGCGGCGAGACGCAUGUCCAAGAACUACGACUUUGUGGUGACUAGUGGUGGAAUUGGGCCGACACACGACGAUAUAACCUACCAGUCAAUAGCAAAAGCAUUCGACCUCCCGCUCCAACUGCACGAAAUCACAGUCGCCAAGAUGAAGAAGUUCUCAAGACCUCACAAGUCGCAACCAACAUUUGACUGGAACGUGCCGUCGCCGGCUCUGACCGCCAAACUACGCAUGGCACAGCUGCCCACGGACCCAAAUAUCCCGGACGAGGAGCAAGUGCUGUACGUGAAGGAAGACUUAUGGGUGCCCAUCUCGGUAGUGAACGGGAAUAUCCACAUCCUGCCGGGUGUACCCAGGCUAUUCGAGGCCCUCAUAGAGGGCAUGAAGCCUCGCAUUUUGCCUCGUCUGAAGGACCCCGAAGGAAGAGGAAUGUAUCGUGUGCUUUUCAGCACGCCGUUGGCCGAAAGUGCGGUGGCGGAAUACCUAACCAGCCUCGCCGCCAAGGUCGAACCGAAGGGCGUCAAGGUGGGAAGUUAUCCUCGAUGGGGCAAGAACAGGAACAUUGUGACGUUGGUGGGAAAUGAUAGAGAGUUUAUGGACUCUUUGGAGGCGGAGGUGGCCCAGGGUGUGCAAGGGGUGCGAGUGCAAAAAGAAGGUGAAGAUGAUACUGAUGAUGAGACCGAUGUCAAGAAGGACAAGGAUGCUUGA
Messenger RNA from Exophiala viscosa, 1011 nucleotides. RefSeq names its product MoaB/Mog domain-containing protein. Bases 1 to 1011 code for a protein of 336 amino acids. Lineage: Eukaryota; Fungi; Ascomycota; Eurotiomycetes; Chaetothyriales; Herpotrichiellaceae. The transcript has 3 exons. The record is from RefSeq and is a predicted model, not a curated record.